GCUUCCGACCUCAAGGCUGGCUCGUGUCCGCGCGAUACCUCUUCAUAUCCGAUUGCAUUUUUCCGCGUAAAACCACUUAUCGCUUUGUCCACCCACAUCAUCAUGUCCCAGCAACAACUUGACGCUGCUGCUACUGUUGCGCCUCCACCGAUGAGCGCACCGUCCACCUCCACGUUCACCUUCGCGACCCCAUAUCCCCCGGCGGCUACGGCCACGGUCGGUUCCCAAGCCACCUUGAAGCAGCGACGCGUUUCUCUUGCACUCCCAAACUCGCCGAGACUUGUGCCCGCCUGGAGCUUCAGGGACGACACAACCAUCGACGCGCACGUUGCGUCCAGUUCGCAGAUUCCACAAGACAAGAAGGGCAAGAUGCGCAAGGCCUCAGCUGAUGAACAGAAAGUCGCCGACAAGGCGUCCGUACAAGUACCCGAGAAGCGCCAGCGCAAGAAAUGGACUGAAGAAGAAACACAAAUGCUUGUCAAUGGCUGCAACGUUUGGGGAGUUGGUAACUGGAAAGCCAUUCUCAACGAUCCGAAUCUCAAAUUCGACAGUCGCUCUCCCGUGGACCUUAAAGACAGGUUCCGAACGUUCUUCCCGGACGCUUACAAGCUUCAUUAUCCUAACGCGAAAACGCACUUGUCGUCCAAAGUCCGUUCUACAUUACCUGAUGGUUCAUCUCUUUUCGAAAAAACACGAAGCAAGAAGCGCCGACCAUUUACCCCAGAGGAAGAUCAGGCGCUUAAAGCAGGUUACGAGAGAUACGGUACCGUUUGGUCGACUAUCGUUAAAGAUCCCAUCUUCCAAGAGCAGAAGCGACGUUCCACCGACUUGCGGGACAGGUUCAGGAAUGCGUUUCCUCAUCUGUACCAGGCUGCUGGCUAUAAGCCGAGAAGCAUGCCGAAGAAGAAACGUGGUGAUGCGUCCAUUUCGGCUCCUCGUGCGACCGCGGACGAUCAGCUUCUCCCGACGCGAAUGGCGGGCACUGCACGCCGAAGAAGGUCUCGCACGACCACUGGGCACUCUUACAGCGUCCCUCAGAGCGCAGCUGUCUCCGAGGAUGAAGAUACCUCUGACGAAGAAGAGGAAGACGCGGAAGUCAAGAGGCGGCCUAACGGUCUUCCGAGUGAACUAGUGAAGGAGAUGACGCCCCAGCCUGAGACGACUCACUUCAGUCCUCCUGAGUCUAUGCUUAACGAAGUGACAAUGCAUACCAUUGACCAACUAGACGACCUGGCGUUCCCAGACUUCUUACCAGACUCUUCUCAGGCUCUGUCAGACUCUACAACCGAGCACUCCAUUUGGUCUUCUGGUCCACGCAGCCCUCAGCAGAUUGACAGUUGGUCAUCCGCGGCGACGACGACCACUGCAUCUCCAACCUCGUCACAUCUAUCAAUGAACGACUAUUUCAUGGACUCUACUGCUACUAUUGGACGACGAGAAGGCAUGAAUAUGAUCGGCAAGUCUGCAUGGGGAACCUCGGAUUGGCUUUCUGCGAACCCGCGCAUGGAUCCGUCAACCAGCAGCAACUCGUCGUUUGCUGACGGCCCUUCUCCGCCCCCAUCGUCGCCAUUUUCCUUCAGCAACCUUUCGCACGGAAUUAUGGAUCGCUACGAUCUCUUUCAGAACUCGAUCGCGCACGACUUUGCCUCCGAGGUCGGCGCAAGCGACGCGUAUUCGACGUUCUCCGAUCCGGAACUAUUCCCGUCGCAGAGCAUGCGCGGUUUCACUCAUCACUCGAACUAUGCUGGAGAUCUCAUCUUCGGCGCGCGUACACAUCAGCCUGCGGCACCUGCAAACACCUUCAGUGGCCUCGGUCUUAGUGGAAUGCACGAACAGACCGCAGGCAUUAACCCUAUGCAGUUGCACACUCCGAGUUUACCUGGGAUUGACGAGUUGGCGGCUAUCAACCUCAAUGAUGAUGAUGAACCGAUGAUCGCAUCGACAACAACGACGGAGACCAGUGUCAAGAAGGACGACACCGAGUCAUCACUUGCUUUCGAUGCAGACCUGAGCUCUCUUAUUCACCUACCACCGCAAACUUUGGAAGAGAUCGCCGGAUUGAGCGGGGACGUCUCGCAAAUGGAACAAGAAUCCGCCGUUACUCCUCCAGCAACUCCUGCUCUUACCAGUCGUGUUACCCGCGAACAACAAGGCACCUCAUACUCCGCGCACAAUCGCUCCAUGUCGGUACCGCCAUUCGAGCGCGUUGUCUCGCGCCAACCUCCGCCACCGGGUCACGCGACACCCCAUCCUGCACCUACAAGGUCAUUGUCGCAAUUCGACAUUCCGCCAUUCUCGCAUGAUGCAGACUUGGCUUCGACCCUCCAACCGAACACGAUGCAGACCAACUCUCCUACCAGCACCUUAAGCGCAUCUUCGUUCUUCAGCGCCUCACUCAUCAACGAUUCAUUCAAGUCCUUAGACUUAUCCGACCUAGUCUUCCUCGACCUACACGCUCCCACAUCCGACUUCACAACCCACGACCUUAUCGACUCGCACACAGACGAAGCACGGAAUGGCCAAGCCCUCGACUUGGCUCAGUCACCGUCGCAUAGUAUGUCUAGUAUGUCCAAUUCCAUCUUACACAGCGGAACAGGGGUUAGUGGUGGAAUGGAUACGUCAUCCCUCUCCCUCUCACCAUUACCAAUGUUCGACACAAUUGGCAGGGCGGCUGGAUCCGCCUUGCAUCAGCGUGUGCAGUCGCAGACGAACUUGGCUGUUGCGCCGAAGGAUUUGUUCUUGCCAACGUAUGAUAGUAAGCAGAAGAGGGCAAGUUGGGAUGGGACGCAGGUUUGAGUUGAUUGAUGAUGUUGGGUGAUGGAUUGGUGUGAUGUCGGGUUACGAUUUCCCUUUUCCUUUUUUUGUGCCUUUCUCUUCUUUUUUUGUGCCGUCCCCCUAAUCCCCUCGGUUUCUCUGUGUCCUGACGUUCUUUGACUCUUCAUGCAUUGUACACAUGCAUUAUGCCCCACUUUCUUUACGUCUCCGCGUCUCUGCGAAUGUUUCCAUAGCUGGAUUUUCCUCUCCUUUUCACUUUCUUUAUCUGUUUCAUUUUCGCUCCACUCAAACAACCUACACCCACACACUUUCUGCAUUUUCUUAAC
Molecule: messenger RNA, 3101 nt
Organism: Fomitiporia mediterranea MF3/22
Lineage: Eukaryota; Fungi; Basidiomycota; Agaricomycetes; Hymenochaetales; Hymenochaetaceae
Exons: 3
Coding region: 103-2796 (897 amino acids)
Source: RefSeq, a predicted model, not a curated record